GGCUGCGCCGCGACGGCCGGAAGCGCUGCCCGCGAGGCGGAAGCAGAGGGUGCCGGCAGGAGAGGAAGAAAAAAAAAUGUCUCAAAAGCAGAUGAAGGAAGCGUUUGUCAGUAACCUCAAUGGAACCAGUGUGCUGGAAGUGACUCAGGGCUUGUGCUUUCCUGCAUGGUGUAUCCUGUGCAGAGGCCUUCUGAUCAUUCUCUCACAGCACUUGUGCUCUUUCUCACACACCUGGAGCACACGAUUCUUCCUGGACUUCGCUGUCCUUAUAGUCCCCCUAGUGAUCACUUUUACUGUGUUGUCCUCGUUCAUCCUCCUUGGAAGUCUCACUGUAAUUGCCUGUGUGGCCUGGUUGUUGUAUCAGAUAUACCAGAGGAGGACUUGCUAUGCCAAAGUACCUAUCCAGAAAGUCUUUGCAAACUUCCUGAAACUCAGCCUAGAGUCAGAGUACAAUCCAGCCAUUACCUAUUACCGGGUCACCAUCAGUGUGUUUACUGCCAUUGCCAUUUUGGCUGUGGAUUUCCCACUUUUCCCUAGAAGAUUUGCCAAGACUGAGCUUUAUGGGACAGGAGCAAUGGAUUUUGGAGUAGGUGGCUUUAUUUUUGGGGCUGCAAUGGUUUGUCCGGAGGGUAGAAGGAAAUAUAUAGAAGGGUCUAGAUUUAAUUAUCUUAGAAGAUCGCUGUAUUCUGUCUGGCCAUUAGUCUUCUUAGGAAUGGGACGGUUAGUCGUUAUAAAAUCCAUAGGAUACCAGGAACAUUUAACUGAGUAUGGAGUUCACUGGAAUUUUUUCUUUACCAUCAUAGUUGUGAGAUUAAUAACAUCACUACUUUUGACUAUGUUUCCUUUAAAUAAGUCCUGGAUUGUGGCUGUCAGCAUUAUUGUGGUAUACCAGCUAGCCCUUGACUUUACUCCACUUAAGAGGAUAAUUUUGAAUGGCACCGAUGGUAGCGGCACAAGAGUUGGCUUAUUAAAUGCCAACCGAGAGGGAAUAAUUUCUACUUUGGGCUAUGUGACAAUACACAUGGCUGGUGUGCAAACAGGGUUGUAUGUGCUUAAGAACAGAGUAUGUAUCAGAGACUGGAUAAAAGUUACUUGCUGGGUUUUCUCAGCGGCUGUUAGCAUCUUCAUCUCUCUUUAUAUAGUUCAAGUAAAUAUAGAAGCAGUAUCUCGAAGAAUGGCCAAUUUAGCCUUUUGUCUGUGGGUGGUUGCUUCCAGCCUGAUGCUUCUUAGUUGUCUGUUACUGAGUGAUAUAAUUUUGAGUUUUGCCAAAUUUCUAAUUAAAGGGGCUCUAGUACCAUGUUCUUGGAAACUUAUACAGUUCCCUACUACAAAUAAAAAGCAUUCUGAAUCUCUAAUCCUAGAAGCUGAACAGAAAAAACCCAGUCUUUGUUUAAUCAAAGCUCUGAACAGAAACCAGCUUUUUUUUUUCUUAAUGUCAAAUAUAACAACUGGUCUGAUUAACCUGAUGAUAGAUACAUUACAUAGCGGUGCUUUGUGGACCUUAGUUGUACUGGUUAUUUAUAUGUUUAUGAACUGUUUACUUGUAUAUGUACUUGAUUUACAAGGUAAAACCAUAAAGUUUUGGUGACAAAUGGGUAGGGAGUAAGUAUUUGAAGAGCCUUGUUUUAGUGGAGAAGAUAAGUGUGAAGGAACUGUAUUCCUAGCAGCCCAGUCUUACCAGUAUUUUAUUAUUAAGCUUCAGUCCCGUAUGACAGACAUCAAACUUUACCUUUUUCAAGGAAGACUCUUGCUGUACCUGUACUUGGGUGUUUAAUACAUUUCAACAUUAUAAAACAAACCAACAAAAGUGCCACAAAGCUUUAAUCCCAUAACGUGGGCGGUAGAGACAGAUCUAUGUGAGUUUGAAGUCAGCCUGCUCUGCCUGUUGAGUUACAGGAUACCCAGGGCUAUGUAGAGACCCUCAGUGGGAAUAAAAAAGAGAGAGAAAGUCUUGUGACUCACUGGAACUUAUAAAAUGCCAGCAUCUUAAAGAACUCCUUCGCAGGGCCGUUGUCUGGAAGUCGCAGUGGCACUCCUACCUCAGCCUGGAGCUGGGAUUUCAGGCAUGACACACCACACCCACUUGUCGAUAGUUUUGAAAUUGGAAAGCGGAGGGUGGCGCUGUAUCUGUGAUUGUUUCUGGGAAUAUGUGAUAUGAUCAUAAUGUUUGUGUUAUGUGACAUUACAUUAACAUGAAUUAUCAGUUAAAAGUU
Molecule: messenger RNA, 2213 nt
Organism: Psammomys obesus (fat sand rat)
Lineage: Eukaryota; Metazoa; Chordata; Mammalia; Rodentia; Muridae
Gene: Pigw
Product: phosphatidylinositol glycan anchor biosynthesis class W
Biological process (GO): GPI anchor biosynthetic process; protein localization to plasma membrane
Cellular component (GO): endoplasmic reticulum; membrane
Molecular function (GO): glucosaminyl-phosphatidylinositol O-acyltransferase activity
Source: RefSeq, a predicted model, not a curated record